Molecule: messenger RNA, 2095 nt
Organism: Salmo salar (Atlantic salmon)
Lineage: Eukaryota; Metazoa; Chordata; Actinopteri; Salmoniformes; Salmonidae
Product: receptor activity-modifying protein 1
Biological process (GO): protein localization to plasma membrane; receptor internalization; G protein-coupled receptor signaling pathway
Cellular component (GO): membrane; cell surface; signaling receptor complex
Molecular function (GO): coreceptor activity
Source: RefSeq, a predicted model, not a curated record
AGUACUGAGCAUAAUAAUGAAGUCCUUCCUCCAACAAUAGUCGCCCACUGCCUUAUCCCCAGAAUAGCCUGCAUUCUGCUUAGGCUCCCGUGUCUCUCUCACACACUGUUGGUAUACUGUCAAGAGAAUUUACGCUCGAGACCCAUCAGUUCACUGGAGGCAGGCGCAGGCUCUGUUCUGGCUCAGUGCGUCUCGUACGCGCAAUGGAUUGUUGGAGUUGCCAAGUACCUCGUAGUGAACACGAAUCUUUCGCCAGGUUUUUGGACUCGUCUUAUGGACUUGGUGAAAUUUGACUUGUCCAGUCGCGAUGUUGACUUAUAACGAAUAUAUUUCGUAAAGACAACUGACGGGAUAGGCUACUCGGAAAGGGAACUCCCGACAACCCGAACCAUGUGUAACUCUCCAGAGUAAUUUUUUUUGCGCAAGGUGAUAGUGACGGUGAAGACAGUUGAGCUGCCUUUCUAGUUGGCUAAGAGGAACGAGUCAGAUACUUAUGGAUUACUACCCUAUGGUUCUUUGACAGGGUCGCCUCGAUCUUAAAGUGGAACAUUAGGGAGGACAAUUGUGAGGCUUUAUCGUCUGUUUUACACAUCUUAACGCUUUUCCAACUUCUGGCAUUGGACAACAGUUUUGAAGGAAGACCAUGGCAUCGGAAACCACUCCAGUGUUGUCGAAACAGGUGUUACUUUGGCUGGUUGUAGCAUGCCAGUCUGUGUCGGUGAUGGCUUGUGGCGGGACCUAUGAGUACGCCAUCGAGGAGUUCUGCCUGGGGAAAUUCAGACUGGACAUGGAGGAACUUGACCAGCAUCACUGGUGCAGCUGGGAGGAUACAGUGGAACCUUAUGGUGAGCUCACCAACUGCACCUACCUGAUCGCCCUGAAGAUGGACUGUUUCUGGCCCAACCGGCAGGUGGACGAGUUCUUCAUCCGCAUCCACAAGCACUACUUCCACGACUGCUCCCUGUCGGGACGGCAGCUGCGUGAUCCGCCCAACCGUAUCCUUGGGCCAUUCAUUGUGGUGCCCAUCCUUGUCACGCUGCUCAUGACUGCCCUAGUGGUGUGGAGGAGCAAACGCAGUGAAGGCAUUGUGUAACCGGGGCCAACCCCAAGCUCCAGGCCCCCAGCCAGGGGAGAAGAGGUCUAGAGGAGGCCCCCUUCACCCUCCACCCAGGACGGAGACAGGUAUACAUAACGCUGCUGCUACUACAGAACAGACAUCAUGGACCAGGCAAGGGACUGGGAGGACUAUCAAAGCCUGUAUCAAGGACAACAUUAUAGACCAUCUAUGUUACUGUCACUCUGUUGGAGUUGACAAUGAGCUACAGCCACAGGAUAUAGGAAAGGACAUAGACUACAAGAUGAGGAUUUACAGAACUACACUGAUUAUACCCUGCAGGAGGACUUGUUUAAAAAUGGAGUGUCUGCUUUCAUUACCCUUUAUCUGCAAAUCCAAUCUAGGUGGAGAAUCACAAGCUGUUAGCCAUGAAGGACAGAUGGUGUAUGAUUGGUUUGAAGGACUUCCUGGGCACAUGAGGUAAUUUCCUGUGCAGUGAGUUGGGAUACUUUGGCACAGCUCCUGAAGUGGACUUUUGACAGUCAGUCACCGAUUGGUUGAUAGAUAGGAUGAUGCUAUCAUCUCUGUGCUUUAUGGAUGAUGUCUGUGCACUCUAUACUCACCUAAUAAACACUGUCUGGAUCCAACAUCCCUGUACCUGCACCUGUCCCUGUCCAUGUCCCUGUCCUUGUCCCUGCCCUGUCCCUGUCCCUGUUCCUGUCUCUAACAGUCAGAACCAACAUAUUUCUACACUCACCCUUCAAUUCCUUACUUUGGCCUUUUGCCAAAUCGCUGUAAGUUAUCAAAAAUAAUAUAACAAAUCUAAUUUGCCAUGAAUAGAAAGUGAAUAUGAAAAAGAGAUGAUUAAAAAUGACUGAUGUGCAUGAGACUGAGGUACAACAUACUGUGCAAAUGAUGAUUAGGGGGUUUGGUAUGAUUGCUAGUCAGCCUAUUGCAGAUCUGGACAAAUGGCAGGAAAGGUCCACCCCCCCUGUACAUUUUGACUGUGUACAACAAACUUGGAUUAAAACAAAGACGUGA